UCUUCCUCACACCUUCCUGGAACCUUCCCCUCAUCUUCCCAUCGCCGCCCGCAUUGCGGCUGGCUAUAUAAACGGCCAGUCUCUCCUCCCCAUCGAGCAAAACUCACCUCGAAUCCUCGAUCGAUCCCCUCUUCUUCUUCUCACUCGAGAAUAAUAUACACAGAAAGAAACAGACAAGUGUUCCAUCUGGGUAGCUAGCAUAGCAGCGAGCGAUGGCGGCAAAGCGGCUCCACGAUAGCUACGAGCACGACGAGCAGGACUCCGACCAGCCCGGCCAGAAGCGGGUGCACCGCUUGCCGUCCUUCUCCUCGGUGAUCCGGGAGGCCAUGCUGAUGAAGCAAGUGCAGAAUGUGUUCAUGGUGCUCGAGCCUCUCCUCCGCCGAGUGGUGCAGGAGGAGAUCCAGGCGGGGCUGGUGCGCAGCCCGAGGUACACGGAGAGAUCGCCACCGGAGACUCCCCCACGGGCGCCAUCAACGGAGCCGGCGACAUGGAAGCUGGCCUUCAAGAACCCGCCGCAGCUGCCGAUCUUCACGGGGAGCAAGAUCGAGGACUGCAACGGGGACCCGCUGCAGGUGAUCCUCGUGGACGCCGACACGGGCUCGCCAUGCCCGUGCCCGCAGUUCCUGCGCGUCGAGCUCGUCCCGCUCUCCGGCGACUUCCCGCCGGACGGGCGCGAGGAGUGCGCGUCGGCGGCCGAGUUCGCCAUGGGCGUCGUCAAGGAGCGGGCAGGCAAGCGUCCCUUGCUCACGGGCGACGUCGCGCUCACCAUGCGCGGCGACGGCUGCGCCACCGUGGGCGAGCUCCAGUUCACCGACAACUCCUCAUGGCUCCGCUGCCGCAAGUUCCGGAUCGGCGCCCGCGUGGUCUCCAAUGGCAGUCCAGGGAGGAUCGCGGAGGCCAUGACUGAGGCCUUCAAUGUCAGAGACCACCGUGGGGAGCUGUACAGGAAGCACUACCCUCCGGAGCUCGGGGACGACGUGUGGCGGCUGGAGAAGAUCGGCAAGGAAGGCGCCUUCCACCGGAAGCUGGCGCAGCACCGCGUCAAGACCGUCCAGGAGUUCCUCCGGAUGCUCACCGUCAAGCCCGACAUGCUCCGCGCGAUUCUGGGCGACGGGAUGACUGACAGGCUCUGGGAGGUGACCACGAGCCACGCCAAAAAGUGCGACGCCGGCGAAAAGGUGUACGCCUACUCCGGCGCCGGCGCCACCAUUUACGUGAACUCCAUCUUCGAGCUCGUCAGGGUCGAGUUCGGCGGCGCCGAGUGCGCGCCGCAGCAGCUGACCAGGCCCCAGAGGAUGUACGUGCAGCAGCUGUGCCUGGAGGCGUACGAGAAUCGCCACAGCCUCCAAGAGGCCGACUUCGUGCCCCUCAUCCAUGCCGCCUACAGCAGCAGCAACAGCCUCCCACUGCUGCAGAACGCACCGCCGCCACCGGUCGCGCUGACUCCGGCGACGCCGCUGUGGUUCCUCGGCAACCCGGACAUGGACUUCCAGGUGGACGACGAGCUCUCCCAGGGCAUGUUCGACAUGACCGGUUAAGAGAUUCAGAACCUGCGUGCAUCGUCAAGGCCAACUAGCCAAAGAUGCAGCAGCCGUACAUCAGGUGGAAAGAUCACCUGCAAAUUAAGUUUUUUCAGCAAUAGUCUGUCUGUCUGUGUACAUUAUAAAUGUGUGUUUCAAGCCGGUAACUGGCUUUUGGUGAACUUUGAGCGGCCCUCGCUGCUCGCCGAGCAUGCGCGAGACGCAUCCGCGAGCAGCGGCAAAGAGGCGUUCGGUCGAUCGAGCAAAGUGCUUAAGGAAUUCUUUGGUUUAAUUCGUAUCCUUUGUUGUAAUCUUUCUUCUUCUGCUAAGGUUUAGGUGUUCUUCGGUCUGCGUCCAUGCUGUCGCAUGUAAUGUUUGGGGUGACAAUUUUACCUCUCUUUUUUUUUACAUUUCCUGAAGUUUUGGGCCUUGUAAUAUCCAAGUCUUUGGUUUUCUGACAAUUUUACAAAUUGCCUUGUAAUAAAGGGAACAUUUAACCCUUUUUUGUACAGAAUUAAUGGUAACAUAAGUCUUUGGUUUUCUGAGA
Brachypodium distachyon (stiff brome) is the source of this 2067-nucleotide messenger RNA. RefSeq names its product protein SAR DEFICIENT 1. The record is from RefSeq and is a predicted model, not a curated record. Gene Ontology annotation, molecular function: calmodulin binding; DNA-binding transcription factor activity; sequence-specific DNA binding. Gene Ontology annotation, cellular component: nucleus. NCBI's taxonomy places the organism in Eukaryota, Viridiplantae, Streptophyta, Magnoliopsida, Poales, Poaceae. The coding region runs from base 213 to 1538 and encodes 441 amino acids. The transcript has 6 exons. Gene Ontology annotation, biological process: regulation of salicylic acid biosynthetic process.